Trifolium pratense (red clover) is the source of this 1656-nucleotide messenger RNA. Its product is annotated as ATP-dependent DNA helicase PIF1-like. Gene Ontology annotation, biological process: DNA repair; telomere maintenance. The record is from RefSeq and is a predicted model, not a curated record. Gene Ontology annotation, molecular function: DNA helicase activity. NCBI's taxonomy places the organism in Eukaryota, Viridiplantae, Streptophyta, Magnoliopsida, Fabales, Fabaceae. The transcript has 4 exons.
AUGUUUUCUUCAGCUACUAACAAUGUCGUGGGGUUAAACUUAACUCGUAGGUUGUUGAAAGAUUUGAAUGAGCUCUUAGAAAUACACGGUAAAAGCACUGAAGAUUAUGAUCUUCCGUCUUUACCUACAGAUGCAACAGAAGAAAAUACAAUACCAAGUGUUAUACAAGAAGUGUUAUACAUUCAAGCUGUUUCAAAAUUAAAUAACGACCAAAUGAAUGCUUUCAAAACCAUUAUGGAAGUCAUCGAACGCAAACAAAGUCAGGUAUUUUUUAUUGAUGGUCCAGGUGGAACAGGUAAAACAUUCCUUUAUCGAACAUUGAUGGCAACUUUGAGAAGUAGAGGACAAAUUGUCCUAGCGACUGCAUCUUCUGGUAUAGCUGCAACAUUAUUACCUGGUGGUCGAACCGCACACUCCAGAUUUAAGCUACCUUUUGAAGCAACGCCAGGUUCCUAUUGCGAUAUACGCAAACAAACCCAUCUUGCAAAUCUCUUAAGAGUGGCAGCUGCAAUCAUUUGGGAUGAAGCUCCAAUGACAAACCGAUAUUGCUUAGAAGCCUUAGACAAAUCAUUGAAGGAUGUAUUAAACAGCAAUGCUCCAUUUGGUGGAAAAGUUAUGAUCAUGGGUGGAGACUUUCGCCAAAUUCUUCCUGUUAUACCUAAAGGUACUAAGGCACAAACGAUUUCUGCAUGUAUCAUCAAGUCUCAAUUAUGGGCUCAUACCAAGGUUCUACGUUUGCGUCAGAAUAUGCGAUCGAUGCAUGAUCAUGAGUUUGCAUCAUUUCUUAUGCGUAUUGGUGAUGGAGUUGAACCUACCAAACCUGAUGAUAUGGUGAAGAUACCUCCCCAAAUUGCAAUACCAUGGGAAGGAGAACAUUCUAUACAAGUUCUUAUCGACCAUAUUUUCCCCUAAUUAGAAUUGCAUGGUUGAGAUGCAUCGUAUAUGACACAAAGAGCCAUACUUACACCUAAAAAUGAUGACGUCCAAAAAUUAAAUGAUAUACUUAUCAACCAGUUUCCAGGAGAGGAACAUAAUUUGUUGUCAUUCGACGAGGUUGAAGGGGACACCCACCACUUAUAUCAACAGGAAUUCUUAAACUCCAUUACUCAAGGUGGUUUACCUCCGCAUAUUUUAAAAUUAAAAAAAGGUGCACCACUUAUGUUGCUGCGGAAUCUUGACCCUAGAUAUGGCCUGUGUAACGGGACACGGUUAUUAUGUCGUGGUUUGUUUAUGAACAUGUUGGAUGUCGAGAUUCUAACAGGAAGUAAUGCUCGAAAAAGAGCUUUUUUCAGAAAACAGUUUCCUGUGAGACUAAGUUUUGCAAUAACCAUAAAUAAGUCACAAGGACAAACCAUUCCAAAUGUCGGAAUCUAUCUUCCGAGCCAUGUUUUCAGUCAUGGCCAGCUAUAUGUGGCUUUAUCUAGAGGUGUUUCACAAAAUUCAACAAAGCUACUCAUCAGAGAUGGCAAACUACAAGGUGAAGAUGGAGAGUUUACAAAAAAUGUAGUUUUUAAAAACAUUCUUUUAUCACAACACAGACAACAUACGUUACCGCGAGAUCUUCCAACUUUGUCAUGAGUUAAAAACCAAAUAAUUUGACGCAUAUUUCGAUAACCAAGAGGGAGACUUUCAAAAGAGAUGGAACACAUGGAAGGA